Micropterus dolomieu (smallmouth bass) is the source of this 2023-nucleotide messenger RNA. RefSeq names its product calreticulin-like. Gene Ontology annotation, molecular function: calcium ion binding. The coding region runs from base 110 to 1402 and encodes 430 amino acids. Gene Ontology annotation, biological process: protein folding. Gene Ontology annotation, cellular component: endoplasmic reticulum; endoplasmic reticulum membrane. The record is from RefSeq and is a predicted model, not a curated record. Lineage: Eukaryota; Metazoa; Chordata; Actinopteri; Centrarchiformes; Centrarchidae. The transcript is spliced from 9 exons.
AUCACUGUUGAAAUAGUCCGGUUACAUUUCCUCCAGGCGUUAUAACCUGAGCUCUUUUCACUCCACAGUUGCAUCUCUCCCUCCCUGGCACCGGACAGCGGCCCCCGACAUGAAGCUUCCAGCGGCGGUUUUUGCAGUUUUUGCAUCCAUAGCUGUCAGCAUUGACGCUACUGUCUACUUCAAGGAACAGUUUCUGGAUGGAGAUGGAUGGAAAAGCCGCUGGCUCGAGUCAAAGCACAAGUCAGACUAUGGCCAAUGGAAACUGAGCGCUGGAAAGUUCUAUGGGGAUGCUGAGGCUGAUAAAGGUGUCCAGACCAGCCAGGACGCCCGCUUUUACGCACUGUCGGCCCGCUUUGAGCCCUUUAGCAAUGAGGGAAAACCCCUGGUCAUCCAGUUCACCAUCAAGCACGAACAGAAGAUUGACUGCGGAGGUGGCUAUGUCAAGAUCUUCCCCUCUGACCUCGACCAGAGCGACAUGCACGGAGACUCCCAGUAUUACAUCAUGUUUGGGCCUGACAUCUGUGGAUACAGCACAAAGAAGGUUCACGUGAUCUUGAACUACAAGGGCCAGAACCACCUCAUCAAGAAAGACAUCAAAUGCAAGGAUGACGAGCUCACCAACCUAUACACACUUAUCCUGAAUCCCGACCAGACAUACGAGGUGAAAAUCAACAAUGAGAAGGUGGAGUCCGGCUCCCUGGAGGACGACUGGGACAUGUUGCCCCCAAAGAAGAUCAAGGACCCAGAUGCCAAGAAACCCAGCGACUGGGACGACAGGGCCAAGAUCGACGACCCCACUGACACCAAGCCUGAGGACUGGGACAAGCCAGAGACCAUUCCUGACCCUGAUGCAAAGAAGCCUGAAGACUGGGAUGAGGACAUGGACGGAGAGUGGGAGCCUCCUAUGAUCACUAACCCAGAGUAUAAGGGUGAAUGGAAACCCAAGCAGAUAGACAACCCUGACUACAAGGGAGCAUGGGUUCACCCUGAGAUCGACAACCCAGAGUACACUCAUGACGCCGCCAUGUACAAGUUUGAUAACAUUGGAGUACUGGGCCUGGAUCUGUGGCAGGUUAAAUCUGGCACCAUUUUUGACAACUUCCUGAUCACUGAUGAUGUCAAAGAAGCACAGGAGUUUGGGAAGGAAACCUGGGGAGCUACUAAGGGACCAGAGAAGAAGAUGAAGGAGGAGCAGGAGGAUAUGGAGAGGAAACUGAGGGAGGAGGAGGAGAAGAGCAAGAAGGACACUGAAGAUGGUGAUGAUGAUGGGGAGGAGGAGGAGGAGGAGGAGGAGGAGGAGGAGGAGGAGGAGGAGGAGGAGGGCGAGCACAAUGGGGAGAGGGACGAUGAGGCUGGGACAGAAGAGGAGGAUGGCGACGUCAAACAGAAGGAUGAGUUGUAGAGGAAAGGCGGACUGCUGCGUGCUUCUGUCCACAGGUUCAAAAGAACGUCAGAAAAUGAGCGAACGCUGGAUGGACUCUGGCCUUUCAUACAGCAGCCUUUCAUUCAGACGAGGUUGGGGUGGGGGGGUGGACGGUGGGGUACGGUGAGAUUUAUAUUUUGAUUCCCUUCUUUUUUAGCCUCCAAAUUAGAGAGGUGUUCCUUCUGUUUGUGUCUGCUUUGGUUGAGAAUUUUCUAAGUUAAUUAAUAUGAUUUACUGAACGUGGUGUGAGUGCAUCCUGCAGUUCCUCACAGAGCCAAUCACUUUUUACUAAUGCCUUUGUUGGGAUGUCCAGUAAUGGAAGCGGUGUCUGGUUCAUGCACUUUUAUUCUUCCUGUGUGAUGAAGUACUGUUUGUUUUUAAUUGACCCCUUCAUAAUUUAUUCGAUCAUUCGUUACCUGAAAACAUGUCAGUUCCCAAAGCUCUGCUUUUGGACAUGCGUCCUUCCUGUGUGAUGAGUGAGACUGUUUAGAAAAACUGUGAUUUGUACAAUCCUCAUUUUCUCAUUGUUCUGAAUGAGUGACUGUCCCAUGGGCGCACACUGUCUUUGAGUUUCCGUGAAUAAAUUGAAGCUUCUCUCAA